This is a messenger RNA of Apis laboriosa (Himalayan honeybee), 937 nucleotides long. Its product is annotated as protein transport protein Sec61 subunit beta. Bases 420 to 794 code for a protein of 124 amino acids. The transcript has 4 exons. NCBI's taxonomy places the organism in Eukaryota, Metazoa, Arthropoda, Insecta, Hymenoptera, Apidae. Gene Ontology annotation, cellular component: postsynaptic density; Sec61 translocon complex; postsynaptic membrane. Gene Ontology annotation, biological process: neurotransmitter receptor transport postsynaptic membrane to endosome; neurotransmitter receptor transport, endosome to postsynaptic membrane. Gene Ontology annotation, molecular function: protein binding. The record is from RefSeq and is a predicted model, not a curated record.
AUACUUUUUUUCAAAAUCAAUAUUUCUAAAUAUGUGAUAUAAUAUUUUGUAAGAUAUCAUAUCUAUUCUAUAGCUUGUCUGUGGUAUUUUCUAUAGUGUAUUCUAUUGCAACGGUACUUUCCUAUCUAUAUUGACCAAUAUGUAUGGCUGUCAACGUGAAAAAGAAAUUGUUUUAGCUGAUUUUAACGACAUUGAAGUGCAUAGAAAUUAAUAAGAUUAACCAAUUGAUCACUCAUUGGAAGUGAAUCAAAAUUCUUCUAUUAUUCAAUAAUAUAUUUUUUAAAUAUAUUUUCAAAUAUACGCUUUUAAAUUAUCGUGUAAUUUUUACAUCGGUGUAUAUAGUGCGAAAGCAAUUGAUAAUCACGUUGAAUCAUCGGAAACAAUUGUCAAUCUGAAUUGAUUAGACAAGAUUUAUCAUUAUGUGCGCGAAAAUGGCUUUUCAGCAUCAAGCUGGCACCGCUAUGGAAUGCUUAAGUAUACCAAUUAUAUUGGUAAAAGAAACAGAUGUAAAUGAAAAUGGAGAAGAGGUGAUGAAAUGUGGCUUCAAAAUUGGAGGUGGCAUUGAUCAAGAUUUUAGAAAAAGUCCUCAGGGUUAUACUGAUAAUGGUAUAUAUGUAACUGAAGUUCACGAAGGAUCUCCAGCAGCAAAAAGUGGUCUUCGUAUGCAUGAUAAAAUUUUACAAUGUAAUGGAUAUGAUUUUACUAUGGUAACUCAUAAAAAAGCAGUAUCAUAUAUCAGGAAACAUCCAGUAUUAAAUCUAUUAGUGGCUCGUAAGGGAGUAACAAGUACUUAAAUACCAACCUGCUGCACCUAGUUCUACUUCAGUUGGAGCUGCGAGACGAUCGCCCAGCAAAGCUAUAGCACCUAGAACAGGUGGUGGUACUGUUAGACAAAGAAAAACUGCAACAACUACUUCAACUCGGAGUAGAAAUACAG